CAUUGUUCCAUCACGUACCAAAUUCCACUUCACUUAUCUCACUCCUGCAUUUCUUCCCACGGAACUUUCUCGUUCUACAAGCCUUUUGUUUUCUCGAGACACAAUCACCGAGUAACUUUAUCCACACACACAUACACACAUAUACACACAUCACAAUGCCUUCUAUACGGAAAACCAUUGUCGCGGCACUCGCCGCUUUUCCCGUAGUCCACUCCCACAGUUGGGGAGAACAGCUCCGCAACAUCGACGACAAAGGCAAAUAUGUGGGUGCCUAUGGCUAUCCGCGAGGCAUGGUCGAUAGGGGGCAGACAGGCCCCAAUGGGGAGGAUACAGACAACUCCAUGACCUGGCGAAUGCCCGAGUCCAACACCGAGGGUAAGGUCUUCAUCGACGCCAACCAACUGCUUUGUGCGCCAACGCAGCGAGAGCAAAAACAAUCCUCGGAGAAGUACCCACGCCUCAAGACUGUGCCCGGUGGCUUCAUCGCCAUCCGCUACCAGGAGAACGGACACGUCACACUUCCACAAAACAACCCCGACAAACCAGAAAAGGGCGGCACCGUCUACGUCUAUGGUACAAAAGAGCCAAAGACUGAUGAAAAGCUUUUCGACGUCCUUCAGUGGACCCAGGAUGGACAGGGUGGUGACAAGCGCGGAGUCUUGCUAGCCAUGAACGACUACGAUGAUGGCCGCUGCUACUUGAACAACGAGACCCCCAUCGCCAUGGAACGCAAGGCAGCCGACCCCGCCUACAUGGCCAACACACCAGAGACCGGCCCUGCCAACUCAGUCAUGUACUGUGAAACAGACGUGAAGCUCCCAGAAGACGUCGAGCUUGAUAAGGCCUACACUUUGUACUGGGUGUGGCAGUGGACUUCCCUGCCUGGAAAGACACCAGGUCUCGACAAGGGCAAGGACGAGUAUUACAGCACCUGUAUCGAUGUCGACGUUGCAUCUCCUAAAGUUGCAAUGCAAGCUCUCGACUACGCUGAGAUGUCCGAAUACGCCAUGGACCAGCAGGAUGCUGUUAGCACCGCUGUCAGCGACUGGAGCGCGCGAACUGCACUUUACAACGAGAUGCCGUUGAAGCGCGAGAUGGGCCCUGUUACUGCCCCUCCUGGUGUCGUGCCUACCCCUUCCCAGUCUGGCAAUGACGGCGUUCUUGUCGUCACAACCACCGUCAUGGUCACUGUCACCGCACCUGCUGCCACUCAGCCUAUUGCGCCAGUAGUCACUACUCCUCCCGCGUCGGCCACCGGUACAAUCGAGUACGAUGAUGAUGACGCACGACCAACAAUGCACAGGCGAAUCAUGUUCCCUUUGACUUUUCAAAUAGCAUUGUUCUGGGAUAUGGAUAUGGACGAUACCCCCUUGCAUACAUCCAAUGGCGUUUUUGAUUUUGGCAUUUUUAGAGAAAAACAAUACCCGCCAUGGUCAUUCCAUGAAGAUCUCCUCAAGGAGUUGAAUCAAUUUUUUUUACACAAAUUGAAUGCUGUGCACUUUUUCUUUUGUCAUUUUGUGACGUGA
Molecule: messenger RNA, 1526 nt
Organism: Bipolaris maydis ATCC 48331
Lineage: Eukaryota; Fungi; Ascomycota; Dothideomycetes; Pleosporales; Pleosporaceae
Source: RefSeq, a predicted model, not a curated record